Ixodes scapularis (black-legged tick) is the source of this 288-nucleotide messenger RNA. RefSeq lists its product as uncharacterized. The annotation marks the transcript as partial. NCBI's taxonomy places the organism in Eukaryota, Metazoa, Arthropoda, Arachnida, Ixodida, Ixodidae. The transcript has 2 exons. The record is from RefSeq and is a predicted model, not a curated record.
AUGACGGUCCUUGAGGACCGGGUUAAUGAAGAGGCAACGGAAUGCUCCAAGCAGAAGAAGGAAUAUCGAAUCAUUCUACCACGUCUACCAACAGGUAUGCUCGUCAAAAACUCCCUUUUCUUGCAUGCGGAUAAGUCCGGAAGACCGUACAAGGCAACAGAUUUCAAAGAAGUUCUUUUUUCAAUAAUUGACCGGAAAGAUCUCGUAGCCUUAGGUCCUUUCCAAAUGAGUCGUUUGACCCGAUUUGUAACACUAGUACUCAAGGAUCACCUCUCGGUUGAUAAGGUC